Messenger RNA from Bicyclus anynana (squinting bush brown), 1209 nucleotides. It is a transcript of the gene CPH31, whose product is annotated as pupal cuticle protein. The transcript is spliced from 2 exons. The record is from RefSeq and is a predicted model, not a curated record. NCBI's taxonomy places the organism in Eukaryota, Metazoa, Arthropoda, Insecta, Lepidoptera, Nymphalidae. The coding region runs from base 149 to 919 and encodes 256 amino acids.
CUCCCGCCCUCAUUUUAAUCAGACGCAAGUUGCACUUCAACAUAGCGAUUCCUGGAGGACACUAGUCUUUCAGCAGCGCUAUUAAACAAAAACUUAUUUUUUAUAUAACUUUUCUUUCUUUCACUUCUGUGCUUUACUUCUUUUCAAAAUGAAAUCAAUGAUCGUUGUAUCUUGUUUAGUGCUGGCGGCACAGGCCGGAUGGGUGGGCCCGCCCGCCAACAUCGCACUGUCUCAGGACGGCCGCAACAUCCUCGACACUCCCGAGGUAGCACAAGCGCGCGCCGCCCACCUCUCUGCCCUGCAGCAAGCCGGACAGAACAACCCCAACCCACAAGACGACGGCUCCUACAACCCCGCCUGGAACAACGAGGAAUUCUGGCAACGCGACAACAACAAAUGGAACGGUGCUCAGGCUAACCAGUGGAACAACGGAAACCAAUGGAACUCCGCUCCCGCCCCAGCGUGGAACGCCGCCGGUCACGCACCCGCCCCCGUCGCCGAGACCCCCGAAGUAGCCCAGGCCCGCGCCGCCCACCUCGCCGCCCUCAACUCUGCCCACUCCGGUCCCAGCAACCAGUGGAACAAUGGCAACAACGGCCAGUGGAACGCGGCUAGCGACAACGGUCAAUGGAACGCCGGAAACGACAAUGGCCAAUGGAACGCCGGUAACGACGAUGGUCAAUGGCGCUCGGGAAACGAAGGCCAAUGGAACGGUAACAACCAGAACCAAUGGAACGGCAACCACCAAAACCAGUGGAACGGUGCUCCCUCCUGGCAAGGACCCCCCGCCCAGAUCAGACUGGCCAACAACGGCGCCGGUAUCCUGGACACUCCUGAGGUAGCCGCCGCACGCGCCGCCCACUUAGCCGCGCACGCGCAGGUCGCCCCCGCCCACGGUCACGGCCAACAACGCUGGUGAUCACUUCUCCUUCUCUUUCCGGGUGUGCUGGACUCCUCUCGCGUGUCACGCGCUCUCCAGAACGCGGGCAGGUGACACCCCAGAGAUACGUCGAGAAGCCCUCUUCUCCUUCGAUCUCUUCUUCUUUUAGUUUAUCAAAGUGCUAGUGCGUCAGACUCUUACUUCCCUGUGGCUUUUUGUUACUUUUCUAAGAAAUUUAAUAUCUAUUAUACGAACUUUUGUACAUAAUAAAUAAUUGUAUGUAUGCGUAAACGAAUUAUAUUAAACGAUACAAACACAUAGAUAAAAAA